Cucurbita maxima (winter squash) is the source of this 2456-nucleotide messenger RNA. RefSeq names its product U-box domain-containing protein 13-like. Gene Ontology annotation, cellular component: cytoplasm; nucleus. The record is from RefSeq and is a predicted model, not a curated record. Gene Ontology annotation, biological process: cell surface receptor signaling pathway; protein ubiquitination. Gene Ontology annotation, molecular function: ubiquitin-protein transferase activity; protein binding. Bases 244 to 2214 code for a protein of 656 amino acids. The transcript is spliced from 5 exons. NCBI's taxonomy places the organism in Eukaryota, Viridiplantae, Streptophyta, Magnoliopsida, Cucurbitales, Cucurbitaceae.
AAUCUUGCUCUCUCUCUCUUCCCGCAUCUCUUCCUUUCUCUUUCUUGAGUCUUCGUCUUUCCUAAUGGAAGCUGCUUUCUCUCCCACGGGGACGAUUAGGAUGAGAUUUUUUCAACAUCACGGCGAGGCUCGGCUGGCGAACACGCAAAGAUUUUGGAGAAUUUGAUGCGUUUUCUUUCCUUUUUUUGUUUCUGUUUGUUGUAGACGGUUAUUUUGUGAGAUUUUUGUUUAGAUUGAGGGAUUAUGGAGGGGGAGAACAAUGGCGGCUUCUUUCGGAGUUUGAUCGACUUGGUGAACGACGUAGCUUUGAUCUCAGAUUACAGAUACGCGGUCAGAAAGCAGUAUUGUAAUCUAGCUAGGCGACUGAAGCUGUUGAUCCCAAUGUUUGAGGAGAUGAGGGAUAUGAAGCAGGCGCUGCCGGACAAUACCGUGGGAGCUCUUGUUUCGUUGAAGAAAGCUAUGGAAUCUACCAAGGAGUUGCUUAGACUUGGGACCGAGGGGAGCAAGAUUUAUCUGGCCUUGGAGAGAGAGCAACUUUUGAAUCAAUUUCAAGAGUUGUCAGCAAGACUAGAGCAAGCUUUGAAUGAAAUUUCACAUGUAGAUCUUGACAUAUCUGAUGAAGUUAAGGAGCAGGUUGAGCUUGUCCUCUCUCAAUUCAAAAGAGCUAGAGGAAGGAAUGAUGCACAGGAUGUCGAGCUGUAUUCUAAUCUCCACACUCUCUAUAACAACAGCAAAGACUUAGCUACUGAUCCUUCUGUCUUGAAGGGACUGGCUGAAAAGUUGCAGUUGAUGAACGUAGAUGAUCUUACUCAAGAGUCCCUUGCCUUGCAUGAAAUGGUUUCGGCCAGUGAUGGAGAUCCAGGGGGGAGAUUUGAGAAAAUGUCAAUACUAUUGAAGAAAAUAAAAGAUUUUAUGCUAACUGAAAACCCUGAAAUUGGCGCUUCUUCAAAAGAACAAAGUCACACUGGUGGACAAGCGACUGCUGGUAAGAAAGAUAUAUCGUCCCUUCCCAUACCUGAAGACUUUCGGUGCCCCAUAUCCCUGGAUUUGAUGAAAGAUCCUGUUAUUGUCUCCACCGGACAGACCUAUGAACGUACAUUCAUUGAGAAGUGGCUGGCAGACGGACACUCGACAUGCCCAAAAACUCAACAAGUCCUCACUAGCAAAAUUCUUACACCAAAUUAUGUUUUACGCAGUCUCAUAGCUCAAUGGUGCGAGGCCAAUGGAAUUGAACCACCACAACGUUCCAGCAGUUCUCAGCCCAGUGAAUUUGCAAAUCCUGUUGAACGCUCCAAGUAUGAAGCUCUACUCCGCAAACUCACAUCAGCUAACAUUGAAGACAAGCGAUCUGCUGCGGGUGAGAUUCGCCUUCUAGCCAAACGCAAUGCAAAUAAUCGUGUAGCCAUUGCUGAAGCUGGUGCAAUCCCUCUCCUUGUUGACCUCCUUUCAACAACGGACCCCCUCACUCAAGAACAUGCCGUGACAGCAUUGCUUAACCUUUCAAUUUGUGACAAUAAUAAGAGAAGUAUCAUGUCCUGUAGGGCAGCGCCUGGCAUAGUCCAUGUGCUGAAGUGGGGGAGUAUGGAAGCACGUGAAAAUGCUGCAGCCACUCUUUUCAGCCUUUCUGUUGUAGAUGAAUAUAAAGUAAUGAUUGGCGCAUCAGGAGCCAUUCCACCACUUAUUGCACUGCUCAAUGAAGGUACUCAGAGGGGGAAGAAGGACGCUGCAACCGCUCUUUUCAACUUGUGUUUCUACCAAGGGAACAAGGUAAAGGCAGUCAGGGGUGGUGUUGUUUCCAUAUUGAUGCAGCUGUUGACAGAAUCUAGAAUAGGGAUGGUAGAUGAGGCCCUGGCAAUUCUAGCCAUACUGGCCAGCAAUUCUGAAGGUCGGGCUGCCAUUGGAGCUGCCGAAUCCGUCCCCACUUUAGUAGCUCUCAUUGGAACAAGAUCCCCUAGGAACAGAGAAAAUGCAGCUGCAGUUUUGAUGCAUAUUUGCACGGGAGACCGACGACAUAUCGUGGAAGCAAAGGAGCUCGGUGUAAUUAGUUUGCUUACAGAUUUGGCUGAAAAUGGCACAGAUAGAGGUAAGCGAAAAGCAACACAAUUGCUUGACCAAAUAAACAGGUUUACUGAGCAGCAGAAAGAGGCUGAGGUUCAGACCCGGCUGUUGCUACCACCACCGCCACCUCCCACAAUCGGAAACGUCGAAAGCUAACCAGAAAUGGCCUCGCCGGUGAAGGAAAAAGGCAGCCGCCGGCCUACCGCCGUGCCGUCACGUCGUUCUGGGAUUGGCUUGAAGACGAUUGUUGAGUGGACAAGUCAACGUACGACGCAUCCCAUGGUUGACCAGAAAAUCUGGAUUCCACUUUUACCCCCUUCUUUCUCUUGGGAUAUUUUUAUCGAUAUUAAUUACGUAAAUUAUUUAAACACAUAAUAAAGGAAUUGAGUUUAUUAAUU